Pungitius pungitius (ninespine stickleback) is the source of this 1386-nucleotide messenger RNA. It is a transcript of the gene nr0b1, whose product is annotated as nuclear receptor subfamily 0, group B, member 1. The transcript has 2 exons. Gene Ontology annotation, molecular function: transcription corepressor activity; transcription factor binding. The coding region runs from base 175 to 1089 and encodes 304 amino acids. Gene Ontology annotation, cellular component: nucleus; cytoplasm. The record is from RefSeq and is a predicted model, not a curated record. NCBI's taxonomy places the organism in Eukaryota, Metazoa, Chordata, Actinopteri, Perciformes, Gasterosteidae. Gene Ontology annotation, biological process: negative regulation of transcription by RNA polymerase II.
AGGCGGAAUAUGCAGAGUAUGACGGGCUCUCUCCCGCGCGGGGACAGACAGGAGCUAGUAUAAACGUGCUCCGGGCUAUCGGGGUGUAAGAAAACAACGCUACUUCUGUCACUGACCUCCGGCGCUUCAAAGAGAGAGCGGGUCCCACUGAGCUCCGGCCCAUGUAGAGCGGCCAUGGCCGCGCUGGAGGGCUGCCGCUGCCGUGGUGCCGGCGGUCGAAGCAACAACAGCAUCCUCUACAGCAUUUUGAAGAAUGACAGCCUCGCGAGCACCGAGGAGCAACAUCAUCAUGAACAUCAACAGCAACAACAACAGCAACAACAACAGCCCCAACAAGAAACGGUGCAAAACUUGCACAGGACCUCCUCCUCCUCCUCCGCCGCCGACCGCGCCUCGCCGCAGGAGCUCCGGCAGCAGGCUUGCUCCUGCGGCUCCACGCGGCGCCGGGGUGUCCUCCGCUCCCCGCAGGUGACGUGCAAAGCCGCCUCGGCGGUUCUGGUGAAGACACUGCGGUUCGUGAAGAACGUCCCGUGUUUCCGGGAGCUGCCGGAGGACGACCAGCUGACGUUGAUCCGCAGCGGCUGGGCGCCUCUGCUCGUGCUCGGACUCGCGCAAGACCGGGUGGACUUUGAGACGGCGGAGACCGUGGAGCCCAGCAUGCUGCAGCGCAUCCUCACGGGUUUACCGGACAGGCACAGCGAGGUGCCGGCCGGCCAGAGCAGGGCGGAAGCCGGGGUAUCUGUCGCGGACAUCGACGCUAUCAAAGCCUUCCUGAAGAAGUGCUGGAGUGUAGAUAUUAGUACGAAGGAGUAUGCGUAUCUGAAAGGAGCCGUGCUGUUCAACCCAGACGCGGAGGGUCUGCGCUGUCUCCACUACAUCCAGUCUCUGCGGCGGGAGGCGCACCAGGCUCUGAACGAGCACGUCGGGAUGAUCCACCGGGAGGACGCGACGCGGUUCGCCAAGCUGCUCAUAGCUCUCUCCAUGCUGAGGGCCAUCAGCGCGCCCGUGGUCGCGCAGCUCUUCUUUCGACCCGUUAUAGGCAAUGUCAGCAUCGAGGAGGUGCUCAUGGAGAUGUUCUACGGGAAGUAGAUGGACGGGCGGGUGAAGAGGAUAUUAGGGACUACUACAUUCAGGACUUUUUCUGUAUGUAGGAGGUCGUCGAGGUCUGUGAAAUGAACAACCAGGCACGCGUGUCUCUGUGUGUGUGUGCGUGUGCGUGUGUGUGAGACAAAGGAAGACCGUGUGUUGAAGGCGACAUAUGUUAUAUUAGAGGAAAAUUAUACAAAGCAGCUGCUGGAAUUCCUAACUUAAUUGUUUUUAUACAAACUAUUUUUCUAUAAUAAAAAAAGCUCUCUGGACGUUUGUUUCAUAUCUCUCUUUCCUAAU